AUGCGGCGUACGACACUCGGUCCCGCGUCGUCGUCGCAGCUUAAUGCACGUCCAUCAGCUCUACGGCAUCCGUCUACACGGGUGUCUGUUCCUAGUAAGAGUAUUAAUAAGAGUAUAGAUCGUCAAUCGUUUGGGGCUGUCCCUCAUCGUCGGGUCUCCACAGCCGUCUCUGGUCACACUAUGCGACGACCCCCUACAGGCCCACGGGUAUCUAUUAACUCACGCAAAUCCGCAGGUAGCUCCACAACUACUCGUCGAAGUAGUUCGUAUAGAGCACGGGCGUCGAUGUCUAGCCGCGGUGGUGCACGCGUCUUAGACCCUCGGCCCGUCACCGACCGCUCGUACCUGAAUAAUUGUGUCCGCAUGCUGGUUGAGUUUCUAAACGAUCGUAUGUACGAUCAGAUACUUACUCCAGGGCUGUUAAAGCGUGGUCCAUCGAAGAAAGAUUUCUGUAAUAUGAUUCUAUUCCUGUUUAAACAGGUGGACCCGACUUUUGAAUUUGGUGCCAAGUUUGAAGAGGACGUCGUGCUACAGUUUCGGAAUUUACGGUAUCCUUUUCCGAUUAGCAAGACGUCGCUAGCAGCAGUGGGCACGCCUCACACGUGGCCUACACUGCUGCUGUCUAUUUCGUGGCUGAUUGAAUUGCUCACUUAUGAUGAGACUAUGCAGGAGGCUAACGAGACAGAGCUGAAUGAUGCGACCGACGAGGAAAACGGAAACAAACAGUUUUUUAGGUAUUUGGAUGCUUCGUAUCGCGUCUUUUUAGCCGGUGAAGAUGACAAAUUUGCAGCGUUAGAGAAACAGGAGAAGGAGAAAUUGAUCAAGCGAAAUGAGACGGUCAAGCAGGAGACGAGUCAGUUGGAAGUGCAGCGCGAAGAGCUUCGAAAACGAAUUGACCAGGCCAAAGCAGAUAAGAAUGCCCUUUCGGAGCUUAAACAAAAGAAAGCUGAUUGUCAGAGCGAUCUUGUUAAAUUCAAGGAGUUAGUUGGCCGAUAUGAGACACUUAAUGCCAAACUUGACAAGAAGGUGGAGGCUCUUGCUGAAGUUCAACAAUCAUUGGAGAACGAUCUCCGUGCCCGUCAGGAAGAAAUUCAGAAGCUACACACUCGUAUCGAGAAUCAGGAACUGUCUGCACACGACAUCGAGCAAAUAGCUCUAGAAAGGGCGCGACUGACGGAUCAGCUUCAUCAUAAUCUUGCUCGUCAAGAUGAGCUUCAAACACAAAUCAAAAAUGAUGAAAACCGUGCCGCUAAUAUUCGGGACAGUCUCGACAAUCAGAUCCACGAGUACAGGAACACUUGCAAACGGCUGAAGAUCAUUCCUGCAACCGCAAAACACGCUCACAAUUUUGAUUACACGCUCGAAUUGGAUCCCGAGCUUGAAGAACUUGAAGCAGUAUUGAGGUUAUCGCACCAUUUGAAGACAAAAGUUCGGCAAGCAGCAUCAAAACUCAAGCAAAACCGUAACGCGCGCGCCAACGAGCGUCUGGACUUAGCACUUGUGCUCACUGAAGAAUUGGAGCAAAGUGAGAAUCAGCUGAGCAUCGAGAAACAAACUGAGAAGAGAUGGGAAUCCAAGGUGAAAAAGUUUGCCGACCAGAUGACCAGAGAGCGUGAAAAACGAGCCGAGAGUCUUAGUCGAAAGCAAGCGGCGAUUGAAGAAGUUGAGAUCAAGAUCACGAAUAUCUCAAAUGAAGACAGCUUAGUCGAGGAAGAGGCGAUUAGCUCGCAGCAGCAUUUGUUGGAUGUCAAAAAGGCAUCGGUGGAAAUGACGGAAAGCUAUCAAGCGUUGCUUGACAAGAAUCGGCAUGCGAUUACGAACGUUCUUAUGGCAUGUACGAACCACAAGGACAUGGUCGAUCGUGCCAUUUCGUCCUUGGAAUUUGAGCUUAGUAAGGUAGAGUUUUGA
Molecule: messenger RNA, 1908 nt
Organism: Peronospora belbahrii
Lineage: Eukaryota; Oomycota; Peronosporomycetes; Peronosporales; Peronosporaceae
Source: the annotation of a GenBank genome assembly